AUGAAAGCGGGGGUCCGGACAGUGUGGCUGCCGCUGACGAAACAACUAAAAAGAAAAACAACGCACGUCGAAACAAGCGAAAUGCAUUUACGAUUCCGAAUCGCCCAUGAGCUCCGGAUGUGGGGCUGCGUCCAAAGUUCCGUCGUUAACAAUGCAGGGGCCGUGAGCGACGGUUCAUUAGCAGAGUUGGAAGCGGUGCUGCUUCACGAACAGUUCGCCUCGCCGCGAUCAUUACGGAGUCCUAAGCGCUCGUCUUUCUCCGUGUGUCCGUCUGUCUCUCUGUUUGGAAGUAUAUGCGUG
Molecule: messenger RNA, 300 nt
Organism: Iphiclides podalirius (scarce swallowtail)
Lineage: Eukaryota; Metazoa; Arthropoda; Insecta; Lepidoptera; Papilionidae
Source: the annotation of a GenBank genome assembly